CUCUAAUGUUUAUCCGAGAUAUAAAUAGAGUUUUGAAACCAUACAUAAUUAUCAUGGCCAUUGGAACUUCGAAUUGUGUUGGACUAGUCAUCAUGAUCAAUCAAAGAGAAAUUGUAACAAUAGAAGACCAAAACCUAUUUCUAACAUACAUUGGUUAUGGAUUUAUAGUUUAUACAAUAUUGAUUUUCAUGGCUUGCGACUCAGCAACUAACCACUGAUAUCAAAUGAUCAGAGUGAUGCUUGGUGCUGGGGUCUUAAGGUUUAAAUCACCAAACCGAACCGAGUAAAAUUAGUCGGUUUGAUACCGGUCUGAUUAUAGGUUUAGAACGAUUCUGGUUAUUGAAUUAUUUUGAUGACUUCAUACGCCGCCAUAUCUGAGUUUCUUCUCCGAUUUGGUAUCCAAACGAUGAUGAUCCUCAAGCCUUUGUCGUCUCAGUGCGCUUCCAAUUUCCGUCUCUCUGUAUCGUUUCUUCACAGCGUGGCACUAUCGUGUGCGAAGGUUCCUGUAGAAGAAGAAGAUGUUGACGCCGAAACUGUUUUCCGGAUGAUCAAUGGAUCAAAUCUUCAAGGAGAAUUGAAGGAAUCGUUGAGCUCUAGUGGAAUCCAUUUGUCAAAGGAUUUAAUCGAUAGGGUUUUGAAAAGGGUAAGGUUUAGUCAUGGAAACCCAAUUCAAACCCUAGAGUUUUACAGGUACGCUGGUGCUAGAAGAGGGUUUUACCAUUCUUCGUUUUCUCUUGAUACAAUGCUUUAUAUUCUCGGUAGAAAUCGAAAGUUCGAUCAAAUUUGGGAGAUUUUGAUUGAGACUAAGCGAAAGGAUCGAUCUUUGAUAUCUCCAAGGACGAUGCAAGUUGUGUUAGGUAGAGUUGCUAAGUUGUGUUCCGUUAGGCAAACUGUUGAGUCUUUCUGGAAGUUUAAGAGAUUGGUUCCUGAUUUCUUUGAUACGGCUUGUUUCAAUGCUCUCUUGAGAACUCUUUGCCAAGAGAAGAGUAUGACUGAUGCUAGGAAUGUGUAUCAUAGCUUGAAGCAUCAGUUUCAGCCUGAUUUGCAGACUUUUAAUAUACUUUUAUCUGGUUGGAAAUCAUCGGAAGAAGCGGAAGCUUUCUUUGAGGAAAUGAAGGGAAAGGGGCUAAAACCCGAUGUGGUUACGUAUAACUCUUUGAUUGAUGUGUAUUGCAAGGAUAGAGAGAUUGAGAAAGCUUAUAAGUUGAUAGAUAAGAUGCGUGAGGAGGAUGAAACUCCGGAUGUUAUAACUUACACAACUAUUAUAGGCGGUUUGGGGUUGAUCGGUCAGCCUGAUAAAGCUAGAGAGGUUUUAAAGGAAAUGAAGGAGUAUGGAUGUUAUCCUGAUGUUGCGGCUUAUAAUGCUGCUAUUAGGAAUUAUUGCAUAGCGAGGAGGCUCGGGGAUGCGGAUAAGUUGGUGGAUGAGAUGGUGAAGAAGGGUUUGUCUCCGAAUGCGACUACUUAUAAUCUGUUUUUCCGUGUUUUAUCGUUGGCAAAUGAUUUGGGAAGGUCUUGGGAGCUGUAUGAGAGAAUGUUGGGGAACGGGUGUUUGCCGAAUACCCAAUCCUGUAUGUUCUUGAUUAAGAUGUUUAAGAGACACGAGAAAGUGGAUAUGGCGAUGCGGUUGUGGGAAGAUAUGGUGGUAAAAGGUUUUGGUUCAUAUAGUUUGGUUUCAGAUGUGCUUUUGGAUUUGCUUUGUGAUUUGGCUAAAGUCGAAGAAGCUGAGAAAUGUUUGCUUGAGAUGGUUGAGAAAGGUCAUAGACCGAGCAAUGUCUCAUUUAAAAGGAUCAAGUUGUUGAUGGAGCUAGCAAAUAAGCAUGAUGAGGUGAAUAACUUGAUACAGAAGAUGGCUAUUUUCGGUACAGAGAUUCCGCGAUAAAAAUCAGGACACAUUCUUACAUUCUUUCAGCAUUGUUCAAUAGCCAGUCGAGUCCUUCAUGUAAACCAUCACCAGAGAAUGCACAUGAGCUCUGGACAUGCCUAGCAAGCGAAAAUAAAAAAACAGAUCGUCAGAAGAAUCAAUCCUAAUCGCAAAAUUAGAGUCUUGAAAGGUUUUUCUUAUCUUCUUACCAGUUUCUCUGCCAGUUUUUUUGACGAAGAGAAGUGAGAUCGAGCUUGUUACUGAUCUCAGAAGCAGACAUAGCACCAGGAACUUCAUGCUUGUUUCCAUAUACAAGAACAGCCACAUUGUCCGUCAGGUUUGUUUGUUACCUCAUCAAUCACCACGUUAAGAAAAUCUUUUGCCUCUUCUAUUUGAUCUCUGUCCGUGCUAUCGACUACAAGCACAAGCCCCGCUAUAUCUUGGAAGUAAUGUUUCGAUAUUGGAAACCACUGAAAUGUGUUUUGAAUUACCCAUAAUCAGGUAUGAUCUUACUGUUUCUAAAAUUAACAACUUUCUCCUACCUUGUAACACUGUUGGCCGCCCAUUUCCCAAAAGCUCAAGAUUGAAUCCUUGUAUCUUACACUUUCCACAUUCAAUCCUAGAAACAAUGAUCCGUUUUUAAGGAAUUCAUAGAGAAGACCCGAUUUAAGAUCAGAAAGCAAAAAUGUGAUAAUGAGACUUACCAACAGUAGGCAUGGUUGUGGCAAGGGUUUCUCCGGUUUUGAGUUUGUGCAGUAUUGAUGAUUUUCCGGUAGCGUCCAGACCGAAGAACACUAUCCUCAGUUCUUCUUUGUGGAAAAAACCGGCAAGUGGCUUUCCCAGAGUCGUCCCCAUUUUUCUGGUUUUUGCAAAGAAGUUGACUUUCUUUUGGAUUUGGAAAUCACAAGGAGAGGUCAACCAGUUGACUUUUGAAUCAUUAGUUGUCUAAUUCAUACUGUAUUUGUUUAUGCAACUAGUUGCGUAUAUUUGUUAAAAUCUUUA
This is a messenger RNA of Arabidopsis lyrata subsp. lyrata, 2863 nucleotides long. Its product is annotated as putative pentatricopeptide repeat-containing protein At1g02420. The record is from RefSeq and is a predicted model, not a curated record. The transcript has 2 exons. Bases 353 to 1879 code for a protein of 508 amino acids. Gene Ontology annotation, molecular function: protein binding. NCBI's taxonomy places the organism in Eukaryota, Viridiplantae, Streptophyta, Magnoliopsida, Brassicales, Brassicaceae.